This is a messenger RNA of Diachasmimorpha longicaudata, 3517 nucleotides long. RefSeq names its product dymeclin. The record is from RefSeq and is a predicted model, not a curated record. The transcript is spliced from 5 exons. Gene Ontology annotation, cellular component: Golgi apparatus. Lineage: Eukaryota; Metazoa; Arthropoda; Insecta; Hymenoptera; Braconidae. Gene Ontology annotation, biological process: Golgi organization. Bases 350 to 2416 code for a protein of 688 amino acids.
AUAAACAAAUUAUUUUGAAUACUUCAAUCAUUCAGUGAAGAACCAGGAUCGAUCCCUGAAGAAAAAUAUCUGAUAAACAAACGAAAAUACUAAAAUAAUAAUAAUAAACUACUGCAGUCAGAAGGUGGUAAAACAAGAUAAACUGACUCAUUUUUGAGUCGAGUUUUUGGACGAUUCCUCUGAAUCUAAAGGAGAUAGCGAAAUUUUUGUAAUGACAUUAAUUGUAGAACUGAAUUCGCCCCACAAAAAAGGCUAUAAUGCGAAUGUUGCUAUCUUCCUUAGAUUCCGAGAUAUUCACCGAAGACCGGUCAAUAGUCAAAAAGGAUAAAGACAUAAUUUGGACAGAGACAUGGGUACAUCAUCGAGUCGUUACGACGAUCUAUCCAGAAAUGAUUGUUUGGAGCGUUUUUGUGCUAAGGAAUCGAUAGCCCCAGACGAUUCCUUUUGGAAUCGUUUUCUCUCCUUCAACAUGCGACCCCCAGUGACUCGAACCGAUCAAAUAGAAUUGGACUCACGGUUGGACGGAAUGUGUCAAAAGCUGUUGACAAAUAAUUUAUCAUCUGGAAAUUUUGCUUCUCUGAUUCAAGUGACAUUAAUGAGGACAAGUGAACUGCUGGCAUCAGUCACCAAUCAAAAUAUAAUGUCAGCUUGGCAAACGUACAAUGCAUUAUUUGCAGUGAGAUGUAUUCUUAAAUAUCUUGUCGAGACUGUUGGAGAAAUGGAAAUGAUAAAACAUGCUGAGACUGUAGUAAAUCGAUCGAGUGAAGAACUCGAUAAAAAUUCAGUAUCGAAACUCGAAUCUUUAUUUGAGGCCCUAAUUGAGAUCAUAAUUGAUGUACCACUUUGUGAAUUUACGUAUGUUGUACAUCUGGAGGCUGUCAAUUGUCUUCUUGUACUGCUGUCAGUUCAACUAUUCUCACAAACUUCUGCUGAGUACAGUACUGUGUACAGAAUUGUUAUGAAUCAUGAGGCUAGCAUGCACGCACCGGUUGUUGUUUGUACUCUGUUGCAUAAUUUUGCACAGCAGGAACAUGCACCACCAGGACUCCUGUCUCGAGAAGCCGGUGGCAGUAUCGUUUUCAAUAUUGCAGCUGGAUUAUGGAAUGUCAUCACCAUGGGCAUGGGCAACAGCUUGAAAAAUAUUCAAGUAUCGAGCAGUAAUGGUGCUACCGAGGACGAUGAUAGGAAACGAGACACACAAACACCAUUAGCUAGUCAAUCAUUGUUACUCCUAUUAGUCCUCACAAAUCACUGCACCACGACACAUAAUCCAUACAGAGAUGCCUUAUUCUCCUUCAAUAAUAUUCAGGAUGAUCAGACGAUUAUGCCAACCAAGGCUGUCAUACCAUUCAGAUUUAAUUUUGAUAAAUUAUACAAUACAAUCUGCAAGGUAUCCAAUAGUGAUGAAGUUACUCUGCUGUUGUAUAUGCUUUUGCAUAGAAAUCCAAGUGUCAAAGGGCAUAUUAUUAAGCGCACAGACAUACAGCUCUUGGUCACCCCGAUUUUGCAAAUUCUCUAUCACGCGCCUGACAAUACAUCGCAUCACAUCUACAUGUCACUCAUCAUCCUUUUGAUACUCAGUGAGGACGAUUCGUUCAACAAACGAGUCCAUGAAAUUAUGUUAAAAGGUGUGACGUGGUACACAGAGAGAUGCAUCAGUGAAAUAUCGCUCGGUGGUCUUCUGAUUCUCGUGGUCAUUCGAACGAUACAAUACAACAUGUUGAAAAUGCGAGAUAAAUAUCUGCACACAAAUUGUUUAGCAGCAUUAGCAAAUAUGUCAGCGCAAUUUUCAUCCCUUCAUCCGUAUGUCAGCCAAAGACUGCUGAGUUUAUUCGAAACACUUGCGAGGAAACAUGCAAAAUUAGAAGUUAAAAUUCAGAGUCAGAGUCACUCGGAGACGGCUGUUGUUAAUGUUAAUGGAGGUGCUAAUGCUAAUUCUGAUUUAAUUCAAGAUCUCACUAUACUGGAAGAGGUACUGAGAAUGCUUCUAGAAAUAAUCAACAGUUGUUUGACUCAUCGGCUCGCCCACAAUCCAAAUUUAGUUUACACACUUUUGUAUAAAAAAGAUAUAUUUCAGUCGUUUAGGACACAUUCUGCCUUUCAGGAUAUCAUUCAAAAUAUAUAUUCGGUCAUCAAUUUUUUUUCGUAUAAACUGGAACAGACUGAUCAAUCCCAAAUUGGUGUGAGUCAAGUAUUAGCUGCGAUAAAACAGGGCACAAUGCAGUGGCCCAAGGAUCGAUUGAGAAAAUUUCCAGAGUUGAAGUUCAGAUAUGUGGAGGAAGAGCAGCCAGAAGAAUUUUUUAUACCAUACGUGUGGAGUGUUGUAUGUCAAGGAGCUUUAUUGUAUUGGAGUGCGAAGAAUAUCAAAUUAUUUUCAUUGAAUAGUGGAGAACAGACGACGAUAGUCGUUUGUUGAUGUUGAUUCAACAAUAUCGACUUUAAAGAUCGAGAGAUCAGAGGAAGCGGAAUCGCGCUAAUUUAUUGCUUUCACUCAUGAUUUCUCCAUGAAAAAUUCCAUCUUCAAUGCUCCUUAUUUUUAAAAAUAAAUAAUUAAAAUUAUUUAUCGUUUUGUCGGUUCUAAGUCUGUAAAUACAAAGUUUUUUCAAAGUCAAUUGGAAAACUCAUGUGCUCGCCUAUAUUUAAUUGAUGUUAAUAUCACAUUUAUAUUCCGAUUCAAUAAAUCUUGGAUUAUUUAUCAGAAUAAAAUGGACGUAUAUUUGAAUUUUUGUACUCAAAGCAAAUGCGACAGUUUAUGAUCACGAAAUGAGACAGUUUCUGGCCUCGAAAACGGGGCGGUAACAUUCACGUAUCAAUCAAACUCUUGAGUUUGAUGCAGUUGAAAAAUAAUCGUGAUCAGGAACGGUCGCAUGUACCCUAAUCCUCAAAUCAGCGAUCGAUCUUGAGAGAAAGAAAUCCAAUAAAACCAGUCAAUUAAAAUUUUUUUUUCGAAUGUACAUCUUUAUUAAACAAAUACAGUUGAUGUCUUAGUGGUAUUUAUAUGUGUGUUUAGGUAAUACUCUAUAAUUAUAAUCUGUGCAGCUUCUAUAUGCGCGUGUAUGCUCUACAAUUGCUAACGAUAAUUAUCGCACAUUACCAAUUCGAAUUUUCAUAUUUAUUCCUUUCUCGUACAAUGGAUUAAUCAACUUGAGUAAUUUGACACGUUCUGUGCGUCAUAAACUGAUAGAUUGACGUUGAAAUUUCUCUCUUCUCUGUCUCCACCAUUAACACCAGACCUUUACCAUUUUACUUACAUCUGUUAUUAUUGUUCAUUCUUGAUUCUAAGCAAGUCAAAGCGCUUACCAUCAGUAUAUUAUUAUCAUGGAAACACGGUUAGCAUAUGAUAAAUCAAUUUUAUUCUUUUUAAUUCUUUUUUUCUCAUUAGUUAUUUACCGUUAUCAUUAAUUCCUUAACUGUGCUAUUAUAAUAAUCUUACAGGUAGAAUACGAUUACUCAUAUUUUUUUCAUAUUCUUCUCUUGUUUUUUUUUUUUUUUCAUUAGGAGGGAAUAUUCAAAUUAG